UAUAUACUCAUCGGUGAUCACUGUUCGUAUUUGCUACUACCAUGGUUAUUGAACGAAAAAUCCUCUCACCUCAAGAUAUGAAUGCAUGGACUGUUUCUUGUGCAUACGAAGAAAUCGUUACUUUCAUCCAGUCCGUCAGUCGACACGUCACUUCCAAACCUAUCAAGCCAAAUCUGCCGGUUUCUCAGGCGAUCACCUCGGUUGUUGAUCUCUUAAAGGAGCUAAUCAAAAUGAUCGACUCCUUUCCCGCAGAAGAACAGCCCCAGAGGUUUGGUAACAAGGCGUUCCGAUCUUGGUUCAAUUGGUUGAAACAGAAUGCUUCAGAUCUAUGCAAAUCGAUGUUGUUCGCACAAAAUGAAGUCAAAGGUGAUAGCCUUAGCAUCUCUGUGGACGAAGGUUUGGAGGAAGUUGCCGGGUACUUGGUCGAAUCCGUUGGGAAUUCAACUCGCAUCGACUAUGGCACAGGACACGAACUCGCCUUCAUCGCGUUUCUCAUAUGCUUGUUCAAGAUGGGCAUCCUGCGACCACCUACCUCUGGGGGUUCAGUGCCUGGUCAGAUAAAUGAUCACGCGGCUGUAGGACUUGUAGUAAUGCCAGCUUAUCUCCGCCUUGUUCGGCGACUGCAGUUAUACUACCGCAUGGAGCCUGCUGGAUCGCAUGGUGUGUGGUGCCUGGACGACUUCCAGUUUGUCCCCUUCAUCUGGGGCAGUAGUCAACUGAUUGGCCACGACCAGUAUGGACCCAGUUCGAUUCCCGAUAGUCAAAUCGCCUCCAAUGAGAAGGACGCUUACCUGCUUUUCUCGUGUAUCGACUAUAUUUAUCAGAUGAAGACCGGUCCUUUUGCGGAACAUUCGAACACGCUGUACGGUAUCGCCCAAGUCCAUUCGUGGGAAAAGGUGCAGUCUGGAUUGAUCAAAAUGUACAAGGGAGAGGUCUUGGCCAAGUUCCCAGUGAUACAACAUUUCUUGUUCGGACACCUCCUAUCAUUUGACAAGGCUUCGCCCAAAGCACCAGCUACAAACGUCGUAAGGCCGUCAAUGCCUCCUCCAUCUCAACUGCCCCAAUAGUGCUGCAUUGACCUUAUCCCGUUCUCAGACCUUCACAUUACACCCAAUACAAUUGGGGCGUCCGAGGAGUUCUGCGAUCCCGCCUCUGUUGGCCUCCAUUCGUCUGCUUACACCGUGUUCUUCAGCGCAUCGUACAUGUGCACCUUUUCCUACUUAAGUUUGCAUUUCCCACCCCACACUUUUCCCAUAAUCUAUUGAAUGCACAUACUUGCAAAUUUUGCGGCCCCAUCUUUUCGUUGCUACUAUGAUACAUUUCGGC
This is a messenger RNA of Dicrocoelium dendriticum, 1326 nucleotides long. Lineage: Eukaryota; Metazoa; Platyhelminthes; Trematoda; Plagiorchiida; Dicrocoeliidae. The record is from the annotation of a GenBank genome assembly.